GGGCGAGGAAGCAUGAGAUAUGAUCUGGUUGUAUCAGUGGUGAUAGCCAUUUUAAUGGGCUUUGUUAUGUUCUGUAUGGGUUGCACUAUUGAGAUGAAGAAGCUGUGUGGCCACAUCAAGAGACCUUGGGGGAUUGCUGUGGGAAUGAUGUGCCAAUUUGGGCUGAUGCCUCUGACAGCCUAUAUUUUGGCUAUUAACCUUUCUGUGGAAUCCAUCGAAACAGUUGCCAUCUUUAUCGUUGGCUGUUGUCCUGGAGGGUCAUUGUCCAACAUUGUCAGUUACUGGGUUGAUGGAGAUAUGGAUCUCAGCAUCAGCAUGACAGCCUUGUCUAAUAUAGCCGGACUAGGAAUGAUGCCUCUUUGCCUCUAUAUCUACACACAUUCCUGGGAAUUUGUAGAUGGCAUUACAGUUCCAUACCAGACCAUAGGGACAGCUCUUCUCAGCUUCAUUAUACCCAUUGCUUGUGGGAUUUUUGUGAAGUAUAGAUGGCCCAGGCAAUCCCAGAUCAUUCUCAAGGUUGGAAGCAUCAUUGGAGGAUUCAUCUGGAUAGCGCCUGCACUAGUCCAGAUACUGUUGUUCGAAGGUUCAUGGAAUAUGGACCACUCUUUUCUGAUAGCUGCAGCAGUCAUCCCAGUGACUGGCUACCUUGGUGGCUUUCUACUGGCUUUGCUCACCUGCCAGUCUUGGCAAAGGUGUCGAACAAUUUCCGUGGAGACAGGAACUCAGAACUUGCAGUUGUUCAUUGCUGUGUUUCAGUUAUCUUUCAGCUUUCAGCAUUUCAUCCAAGCAUAUCCGUUCAUGAUGAUCUAUAGUGCUUUUCAGGUGCUAAAUGUGUUGCUUAUGGUUUCUGGUUACCAGAUUUAUAAAACAUGUCUGAGGAAAGCACCAGCAGAAGAAAGUCCAUCUGAUCCUCAGGUUAAAAUGUCAGACAAUUCGGGUGGUGCGAUCAACUUGGGAUUGGAAAAGGAAAAAGAACACACAGUAAAUUUCAAGAUGGAAAACAGUUUCAAAGCUGUUCAUUUUCAACAGACAGCUAUGUAG
Messenger RNA from Rhineura floridana, 1041 nucleotides. RefSeq names its product solute carrier family 10 member 6 (gene SLC10A6). Lineage: Eukaryota; Metazoa; Chordata; Lepidosauria; Squamata; Rhineuridae. Gene Ontology annotation, biological process: bile acid and bile salt transport. The transcript has 7 exons. Gene Ontology annotation, molecular function: bile acid:sodium symporter activity. Gene Ontology annotation, cellular component: membrane. The annotation marks the transcript as partial. The record is from RefSeq and is a predicted model, not a curated record.